Arvicanthis niloticus (Nile rat) is the source of this 1989-nucleotide messenger RNA. RefSeq names its product TatD DNase domain containing 1 (gene Tatdn1). Lineage: Eukaryota; Metazoa; Chordata; Mammalia; Rodentia; Muridae. Gene Ontology annotation, cellular component: cytosol. Gene Ontology annotation, molecular function: 3'-5'-DNA exonuclease activity. The record is from RefSeq and is a predicted model, not a curated record.
GCUUUUUCCUGGGUGGAGCCUGCCGCGCUGUCAUGAGUCUCUUCAAGUUCGUGGAUAUUGGCAUAAACCUGACAGAUCCCAUGUUCAGAGGAAUUUAUAGGGGAGUGCAGAAGCAUCAAGAUGACUUACAAGAUGUAAUAGAGAGAGCUAUCCAGAUUGGUGUUAAAAAGUUUAUGAUCACAGGUGGAAGUCUACAAGACAGUAAAGAUGCACUGCAGUUGGCACAAACAAAUGACAUGUUUUUCAGUACAGUGGGGUGUCAUCCCACCAGAUGUGAUGAAUUUGAGAAGGAUAGCCCUGAUCAGUACUUAGCAGGAUUGCUGCACCUUGCUGAGAACAACAAGGGAAAAGUUGUAGCAGUAGGGGAGUGUGGCCUAGAUUUCGACCGACUUCAGUUUUGUCCCAAAGAUACUCAACUCAAAUAUUUUGAAAAACAAUUUGAACUGUCAGAACAAACAAAGUUGCCAAUGUUUCUUCAUUGUCGAAAUUCACAUACUGAGUUUUUGGAUAUUAUGAGAAGAAAUAGAGACCGGUGUGUGGGCGGAGUGGUACAUUCAUUUGAUGGUACGAAGGAAGCAGCAGCUGCUUUGAUUGACUUGGGCCUUUAUAUAGGAUUUAAUGGUUGCUCUCUGAAAACUGAAGCUAACUUGGAAGUUCUGAAGUCAAUACCUAGUGAAAGACUAAUGAUUGAGACAGAUGCACCUUGGUGUGGAGUUAAAAGUACACAUGCUGGAUCAAAAUACAUAAAAACUUCAUUUCCUACCAAAAAGAAAUGGGAAAAUGGACACUGUUUAAAAGACAGAAACGAGCCCUGCCAUAUAAUUCAAAUACUGGAGAUAAUGUCAGCAGUAAGAGAAGAAGAUCCUCUGGAAUUAGCCAACACGCUAUAUAACAACACCAUUAAAAUAUUUUUUUCCUGAUUUGUAUUUUCUUUUUAUGAUGUGGAAUUUCAUAAUAAGACUGUGAGCUUUAUUAAAGAAGUCUUUCCAGUAGUUCUUUAAAGAGGUAGCACUAUACAUUCCACCUCACUUCUACCCAUCAAGUCAGAUCAGCUGCUCAAUGCCUUAGUUAACAAUGACAACCUUUUUAUUGUGUAAUGUCAUCAGAAGUCUGAAAGGACAGUUUUAUGCUCUCACUGCAAACACAGUGAUGUUUCUACCUAAGACUUAGACAGCACGUCCUUGUUUAUAUCAAAGUUUAGUUAAUAACAAGCCUAUUUCUCAAUUCUGUCCCUGAUUUGUGACUUUUGAACCUAGCUCUGUGCUGCAGCUCUGAUUUCAAGUUUCUCAGUUGCUUCUAGCAGGCUAUCUUGCCUUAGUUUUAAAAAACAUUUUAUAGCCUUUCUACUCAACAUUAUUUUAUCUCCUUGUCUCUUAUACUAACUUCCUUUAUUCUGCUUCUUCAUUUCCCCAUUGAUUUGAAGGAAAAGCUCGAGGCCAGCAUUAGCUAUACUCCAAUUCCAUGGAGGACUCUUUGGCACAACUGACGCACCGUAUGGUCAUUAUCUCUAUUAAGAAGUUAUUUGUUCAAAUUUUGUCAUAAAAACGUGAAAACAUUUUAUUCUAUGUACAAUAAUGUACACAAAUUUAAAUAGGUCACCAAAGAGACCAGAAGUAAUUAAAGAGGUAUAUUUACAGUAGCACAUCACAGUAAAUGAAAAAUCAUUCACAGUUUCAACAUCGAUACUGUUUUUGUGCUUGGUUACACACUGACGUGAAGCAUAUUACUCCAUUUUGGAUGAACUGAAUUUUAAACAAAUACCUCAAUGAUUAGUAAAUGCUACUUUAAUCAGUGUCAUCAUUAAAUUCUGCUGCUGCUGCUGCGCCUGUGUGCUGAAUCCCCCCGUUUCUUUCUCUUUGAGUGUCAUCAUCACAGUCUGUACUGUCAUCCUCGUUCAAUUCUCGGUCAGAUCCAGCAGCAUCUUCUCUUAAAGCUUCCUCUGGGUUUGGAUUUUCAUUGGGUGCAAUAAAUCCAUUGUUGUUAGAUACA